Messenger RNA from Saprolegnia diclina VS20, 1473 nucleotides. RefSeq lists its product as hypothetical. Bases 1 to 1473 code for a protein of 490 amino acids. The transcript has 4 exons. The record is from RefSeq and is a predicted model, not a curated record. NCBI's taxonomy places the organism in Eukaryota, Oomycota, Saprolegniomycetes, Saprolegniales, Saprolegniaceae.
AUGCCGGUCGGGUCGGGCAACACAGUGACGCCGUCUGCGUCGUGGAGUCCAUCGGCCUCCGACUACCUCCUCGGCUUCCUCCUCAUCUUUAUGAUCUACAUGCCACUCACGAUCGGACUCUUCUAUGCGCGGCGCGACUUGCCCUCGAUUCGGUAUCGAAAUCCCAUUCAAAUGACGAUAUGUGGCGUCAUGGCGACGAUCUACUGCUACAUUGAUUUGCUCUUUGUCUUGCUUGGGUCGACCAUCGACUGCGGGGCGUACUUGAGUCUCGUCAACGGGCUCUUCCACUUCACGACCUUUAGCGUCUUCCUCUCCGAGGUGGCGGUCGUCGCUACCUUUUACCUCACGGAGCUUCUUGUUCAAAUCCACACGGAGGGUCAUACGCCCCAGCGCGACCGAAAAGCGCGGCUUCUCCACAUCGCCCUCCAGUCGCGCACGCUCACGGUCCUCUGGGUCUUCGGCCACGGCCUCUGGAGCGCGCCGUCAGUGCUCUUGCUCCACUCGUUUGCAGAUACGUUGGCGAAUUCGACGGUCGUCGAGUGCCCCGCGUUGCCGCUGGCCGCCACGAAAGCCUUGGGCCUCGUGCAGCUCGGCAUUCUUCUCUGCCUCGGCGGCAUCGCCACGUACUUUGUGAGCAAUUUGGUCGACAACUUUGGGCUGCGGGCCUCGUACAUGCACGCCCACAAGGUGUGGUGCGUGUGCUUCAUCGGCUCGAUCUGCCUCUUUGUCUUCCGCGACAGCGACGUUGUUGUCAACUACAAGCUCGACCCGGCACUCUCGGCAAUCGGGGUGCAGUCGAUCGUCUUCGUGUACAUCCUGCGGCCGCUCUUGCUCAGCUUCAAGGAAAAGCGGCACACGUCGCUCGCCCGGCUCAAUGGCUCGGAGAAGCUUCUGGAGACGUAUUUGCUCACGUCGGCGGGCUACGCGGCGUUCAGUGCGUUCUGUCGGCAAGAAUGUGUCUACGACCAACUCGUCGUGUGGCGAGCGACUGUUCAUUACCAGGAGGACGUGAGCGACGAGAGCGACCCCCGGUUCUUGUACCGCCGGUAUUUGCGCCACGACGCGCCGUUGCCGCUGCGGCGCAUGAGCGCUCGUCUCAAGGACCUCUACUUUGGCUUGUUUGAAGCCAAUCGCAAGUACCACGUCGACGUGGCUGACCAAGACGUCGAGCGCAUCUGGUUUGUGCCGCUGCGCCAAGAGCUCCUGCGGGGCCUCGUGACCGACGUCCUCCCGCAUUUCCAGGUCGACCCGCUCGGGUCCGACUGGGCGAAUUUUCUCCAUCGGGAGCAAGCGACCCAAGCCCUCGACUUGGUGCUCAAGCAAGUCGACGACAAGCCCGACGAGCUCGAGAAGGUGCUCACGCCGCAGAAGAAGCACCGACGAUCGACGCUCAAGACGCUCCCGAUCUUGCCCACAAUUCAAAGCGGGUUUGAGUUUGAGUCGCCGCGACCUCACGACAGCAGCGAGCCGUAG